AUGGAACUCCUGCCCACUGCCCACCAGGAACUGCCCGUCCGGAAUGGUCGGAUCAUGGUGGACGAGCUCCAGCAGCAGCUUCCCAAAUUAUCACUGAAGGUGACGGCACUGUUGGAGAACAUUUACUACUUCUGCCACAAUGUCCGGCGUGACCUCCAGGAGUUCCGGGAGCUGAUGGACAACUUCUCCGAACUCCUCAAGGCCUGCGACAUCCCGUCACUGGAGCCCGGGGUGGCCAUCCCCUCGCCCAGCAUCAGUGAUGACACAGACCAGGUGGUACCUGACCUGGUGCCCGAGUCGGAGCCAAGCAGCCCCGAGGCCGCCCAGGAGGUGGACUUCGAAGCCGUAGCGAGAAGCAAACUAUCGUCCGACUGGCCAGACCUGGCCUGGGCCCAGGACAGUGAGCCCUGGCUUUGGCAGGAUGUGCUCAGCUGGCAGCUGUGGCGGGUGUUGGCAGGACCUGGCCAAGGUAGAGACAAGGAACCCAGGGACCUGACCCCAGAGAAGGAGGAGGAACUGGGACUGGAGGACCAUGAGCUGGAAUCUUGCGACUUGGGCACCAGGGCCAAAGAUGUCAGGGCCAAGGACACCAACUCGCCUCCCCAGCCCCCGGAGACCUCCAGCUCCUCUGAGGAAUCCCCAGACACCCGAGCAAGCCCGGGCCUGUCCGACGAGCCCGUGGGGAAGGUCCAGCGGCUGCUGAAGCUGCUCUCCUGGGACCCCGAAGACUUUGAAGGUGCCGACCGGCGAUGCUGGCGCCUGGGGGUCCCGAGCAGGCUGGACAAGAGGUGGACGCUGCUUCAUGGGGAGCCAGUGCUGGCUGUGGGGGUGAGCAGCUUCACUCGGCACGCCUUCACCUGCGGCCGGGCCGGCAUCAAGGUGUGGAGCCUCGCGGGCCCGGGGGUCGAGGCCCGGCUCCCAGAGAGCUGCUUGUUCCCGCCAGCACAGAGCUGCGAGGCCUACCUGCGCACCUGCCUGCUCACCUCCAAUAACAGGAGCCUGCUCGCAGGUGGCCACAGCCUGACCAGCGUGAGCAUGUGGGACCUGGCGGCACCCUCCCUGCGGAUCUCACACCAGCUGCCUUGUGCAGGCUAUACCUGCCAGGCCCUGGCCGCCAACCUGGAUGAAAACCUGGCUUUCGCCAGCUUCACCGAUGGCACGGUCAGGAUCUGGGACCUGCGCAGUCAGAGCGUGGUCAGGGACUUCCACGGGCCGCCCCACAGUGCCAAGAGCCUGGUGGUGAAGGCCCAGCAGGUGUGGACAGGAGGCCUGGAUGCCUGCUUGCGGGGAUGGGACUUCCGCGCCCCAGCCGAGCCCCUGCAGUGGCCCACGGAGUCUCAGAUCAUGAGCCUGGCCCACUGCCCCAACGAGGACGGAGUGGUCCUAGGCCUGGCCAGCGGCGAGCAGUGGCUGCAUCCAACCAAGAGCGGCAAGAUGUGUUUGCUGGGCAGCCAGGAGAGUCCCAUCCUUGGCCUCAAGUUCUCCCCGUUUGGCCGGUGGUGGGUGAGUGUGGACACUGAGGGCCUGAUCAGCGUCUGCUCCAUGCCCCUGGGAGCCAAGGUGGUCCAGGUGCCCGAAAACUCGUCCACCAUGUGCUGUGACGUGUGUAGCAACAGCUCCCUGGUGGCCGCGGGGACCGGGGACUGCGCUUUCGUGUACCAGGUCGCCUACUGA
Messenger RNA from Ochotona princeps (American pika), 1674 nucleotides. RefSeq names its product TLE family member 6, subcortical maternal complex member (gene TLE6). Gene Ontology annotation, molecular function: protein binding; transcription corepressor activity. Bases 1 to 1674 code for a protein of 557 amino acids. The record is from RefSeq and is a predicted model, not a curated record. Gene Ontology annotation, biological process: negative regulation of canonical Wnt signaling pathway; regulation of DNA-templated transcription. Gene Ontology annotation, cellular component: transcription regulator complex; nucleus. Lineage: Eukaryota; Metazoa; Chordata; Mammalia; Lagomorpha; Ochotonidae. The transcript has 15 exons.